UGGGGAGGUGCCCACGGUGGGGACACAGGUUCCAGGCAGACACACAGGUCAUGUUAGCCUCUCUGGGCUUUAAAUAUUUCAUCAGAAUUGACAGAUGCAACCCAAAGGAGUGUUUUGGAGCUGAAGCUUGCUGGGACAUGCAGGGAGUUGUGACAUAUCCCGAGUUCUCUCCUGUGGUCAGAGGGGGUAGCUCUGCCUGUGGUAUGGAAGCUGGUCUGGAUGAACCACCAGAGACCUGCUCCCUGCUUGCCCUCACCUAUGCAGGUGAAAGGGAAGCUGCUCAUGAGGGGAGGCUGGAAAAAAAAGGCUGUCCCAGCAACCUGGGGACAUGAGCAAGAUAGCACAUGGGCCUGGUACGGAGAUAAGGCUUGGGCUGGGAAAACUGAAACUGAACUGUGUGACAGCGAGGGGAAGGUUUGCAGUGCUCAGGCACCGCACUGGCCUCCGGGCAGGAGACUCCACCUGAGCAGGAACAGGUGGCCCAGGUGGCAUCUUUAUUGCAUUUCAGAGUGCUGAUGUGCACAGGUGUUGCAAGGAAGUUCGUAGGAAAAGGUGUGCUGGGUGUGCAUGGGGACAUGGCAAACAGCAGGAGCUGUGGUUCAAGGGAAGAACGUGGUGCUGGCGUGUGUCACAGCCUUGCCACGGCACAGGGAGGUGACAUGUGGCUGCAGCAGCAGUGGGUGCCUCUCUGCUGCUCCCAGGCAGGAGCUCUGCACAGAGGGCUCUGUGCCAGGGGGAACUGCCGUGCUCAGCUCAGAGACCCAGCCCUGGCAGAGCUGAGGAUGCCUGGAAGUCCCCUCAAAAGGCAAUAAAGGAGUGAAAAUCCAAUUGCACGUGGAUGUGUGCCCGGCAGACGUGUUCAUGGAAAUACACAUUGCUCUGAUCCCUGUCAGCCUCCCGCGUGUCUCCUUGUGCCGUCACUGCAGCAUUCCAUCCUCUGCGGAGUCUCCCACCGUGCUUCACAGCCCUCUCUCUCCCCGGGGAACAUCAGCCUUUCCUCCGCAGCCUGUGGCACAGCCAGUGUGACCAGGGACAGCCACGGGGUGUCACUUCAAGGAGUGCGUCUGGCCGGGAGCCCUGCCCCGCCUCUGGGCACAGCGUCACCACCGCGUCUUCCUCUGCGCUCCUUAGUUUCCAUUUCCCCGGCAGGAUGGCAUCACCCAUGUCUCAGAAGCUGGAGGAGAAGCUGGUGUGCUCCAUCUGCCUGGAGCUGUUCAGGGUGCCCGUGACUUUACCCUGCGGCCACAACUUCUGCAAGCGCUGCAUCAGCGACCACUGGGACAAGCAAAAGCAGGCGGCCGGCACCGAGGGGAGCUGCAGCUGCCCGGAGUGCCGCAGGGGCUUCGAGCGGUGCCCGGAGCUGAAGAAGAAUGUCACCCUGCACAGCGUGGUGGAGCUGGCCCGGGACAGCGAGGAGCGGGGCUCGGCCGCGGGUCGCUGCGAGGUGGCCCCGGCGGAGCUGUGCCGGCAGCACGGGCGGCCGCUGGAGCUGUACUGCGAGAACGAGCGGCGCUGCAUCUGCUGCAUCUGCACCGUCCGGGACUGCCAGCGGCACCGGCGGGUGCUCUUCGAGGAGGAAAGAGCCAAAAAGCAGACCUUUUUGAAAGAAUCCCUGGAAAAAGCCCAGGAGGAAUCAGAGAGGAUUGAACAGACAAUGAAGGAGCUGGAGUUGCAGACAGAGAGCAUCAAGGACUGCUCUGAGCUCAAAGAUGGGAUUCAGAGCAAAUUCACCCACCUGAAGAAAGCGCUGGAGGAUUUCCAGUGUCAGACAGUGGCCAGGAUUGAGCAAGAGCAGAGGGUGGCACUGGAGCAUGUGGACAAGAACUGGAACCUGUGUAAGGACCGCCUGGAUGUCCUUGGCCAGCACAUGGAGAAGGCUCAGAGCCUGCUGGCCUGCCCUGACCACAGGAGCUUCCUGCAGGAGUUCCCCCUGUUCCCACCUCUGGAGAGCCCAGAGGUGCUGGUCCCCGUGGAGUUUGAUGUGGCUGCUGUGAUCAAGCCCAUCUCUGAGAUCCUCACCAGCAUCUCCAGGCUCCUGCUAGAGGACCUGCCUGCCUGUGUGGCCCCCAAAGCCCCCAACCCUGCUGGCCAAGGCCCAGUGCACCCUCAGGAGCUGGUGGUGAAGGCUGUGGACCCUCUCCCCAAGUGCCAGCUCCGAGCUGAGCUUCUGAAGGGUAAGGAGCACAGGGGGCCUGGAGGGGACAGCACCUCACUGGGGUACCCAGCACAAAGAGAUGCCACCAAGCCAGGCUCCUUCCUGGGAGGAGGGUGGUUGUGGCUGCAGGGACAGGAGCUCCUUCCCUGGUUCUUCCAAUGUGUCUCCCUAAAUGCAGAGAAGGGUGGUCUAGGGUCAGGGUGGAUGGGCUGGGAUGGGAAAGGACCCAUUAGGGGGAUUAGGAGCACCAGGAAUUGCUUUCCCAUGGAACUGAGGCUGUCUGGUAUUGGAUCAGUCACUGCCCUGCAUGGCAUAGCCCCAGUCCAGAGCCCUGCCUGCAGUCAUUGCUCUCUGUCCAGGAAUAUGGCCUCAGCAUUCUUAGCUAUAGUCCUUCACGUCCCCUUUCCUCCCCAGGCCAGCCAUCCCCUGUUGUUAGGAAAUUCCUCUGUGCUCCUCUUCCCACCUCCUCCCUGUUGGGAAGAGGUUUGGGUGAUGUUCAGGCCAUGUUGGUCAUGUCACUCUUGCCAAGGAGUCAAUCGCUGCCUGUAGGAAUUCCUUCCAUCAGGCCCCACGGAACAUUCUUAGGGUUAUUAAUAAGAACCCCCUGUUAUUUAUGGGCAGCAGGCAGGAGCCCAGCCAGCUGCCAGGCCCAGGUGUUGAGGGAGAAAGGUGGGCUGCUGGUGGCCAGGGAAUGCCCACAGCAGGAGCUAUCACAGCCCAUGCAGAGGAGAGUAACUCCCUGCACUACCAUAUUUACUCACUUAACACCUGGUUUUCUCCCCACACUGGUACUUUUUCCUCUUAAAAUCAAGCACAUCCCUUCCAAAAUGGCCACAGAGCCACUGUGCUCACAAUGGCCACUCGGCUGUGAGCUGGGUUGUGCAAGAACUGCAAAACAUUGUGUCUCAGUGCCUCAAGAGCUAUUCCUGAGCUUUUCCAUUCCCUUUAGGGCAGGUGUUGCAUCCUCCCCACUACCCUUCCCCUCCAAACACCCUGUUCUCAUCCAUUUUGGGAGCCAGACCUACAGAAUUUAAACCCCACCACUGCUGGGAGGGCAUAAAGGUCUGAUGAAGCGUUUCAGCCCCAUCUGUCCCCUUGCUUCCCCCAGACCACCGCAACCUGACCUUUGACCCCGAGACAGCCAACAAGUACCUGGAGCUGUCCAAAGGUGCCCGCAAAGCCAAGCACGGUGCUGGCACUGUCCCUGGGCAGGGGCAGGGCCCCCGCUUCGAGCCCUGGCAGGUGCU
Molecule: messenger RNA, 3402 nt
Organism: Taeniopygia guttata (zebra finch)
Lineage: Eukaryota; Metazoa; Chordata; Aves; Passeriformes; Estrildidae
Source: RefSeq, a predicted model, not a curated record